Xyrichtys novacula (pearly razorfish) is the source of this 2613-nucleotide messenger RNA. Lineage: Eukaryota; Metazoa; Chordata; Actinopteri; Labriformes; Labridae. The record is from the annotation of a GenBank genome assembly.
AUGAGUCUGAAACAGGCCUGCAUCUUUCUGAGAGGAGGAACCAACAGGAAAGUAAGUCAGUGUUUUUCAUGUUAACUCUUUACAGUCGAUGGUCAUUUAACGAUAGUUUCUUUCUUUGGCUUUAGAGAUCCUUCAUUCAGACGUCUGAGUGAAUUUUUGUAAACGAGGUCGUUAUGAACGCAGUAACGGAGUCAUCCCAGACUUUUCCUGUUCUGCCAACAUUUUCUAAAUAUGAGAACUAUUACACACCGACCUGUGGAUCAGACAGGAAAGUUCAAGUCUUGAGCACUCUUGAAAAAAAAAAGUAGAUGGAGUAAAUGUUCAUAGAUUCAGAUAUAAAAGAGACGAUCUUUUAAAGUGAAGAUCUCCUGAUUCGGUUUAACGUUCGUCUGAACUUUUCACCAAAAUCAUGAAAUUCUGUCGUGUGAAAACGAACGGAUUAAUCUGAAGAGUCAGAGCGGAGCAGGUGUUCAAAACUGAAACCUUUCAAAGAUUUUAAUAUGCUGUUUCUGUUUUACAGAAAAGAUCUCUCACUCCUGAUGAGAUUGAAGGUAAAUGUUGUUUUUACACAUCUGGACAGACUAAAGUUUAAUCGUCUGUUUUUGGAAAUGUUCAUCACAUCUUAUUGUAAAUCAUGUCCUUGUGCUCCAGAGUUACGUGAAGCUUUUGUGGAGUUUGAUAAAGACAAGGAUGGUCUCAUCAGCUGUAAGGACUUGGGGAACCUGAUGAGGACCAUGGGCUACAUGCCCACAGAAAUGGAGCUGAUAGAGCUGAGCCAAAACAUCAACAUGAACCGUGAGCCUGUCCUCUUCCCUCUGCUCUGUAUGAAAUAUUAACAAAUAUAAAAACGACAUUUCUGAGUUUGAACUUCUUGUACUUUCUGCUUCUUAAAAUUUGAACCAAACGGAUUUGAAAGUUUGGUGCAAAUCAUGAAGCAGACGGAGAAGUUUCAGUGGUUCAGGUCUCUGGAGACAGACUUUGAACAUGAAACCUGAUUUUAUUGAUGAGUUUUUUCAUGACGUUUGUCUGAUUCAUGUUAUCAUUAGUGUUUUUAUGAAACUUGAACUAAAUGUGACACUAAAUGUAUUUUUUGUUUUGGCUCUCAGUGGGGGGGCGGGUGGAUUUUGAGGACUUUGUGGAACUCAUGACCCCCAAACUUCUGGCUGAAACUGCAGGGAUGAUCGGCCUGAAGGAGCUCAAAGAGGCUUUCAGAGAGGUGGGUUCAGUUUUCGCUCUUUGGCACCCCACGGUGGAUGUUGUGUGAAAAUACUCUUCAAACUAAAAUUAGACAUUAAUAUGAUUAGAACCAUGACGCCACGAUCAACCUCCACCUCACAGAGCUGUUUUUUUUCUCUUUUCCACAGUUUGAUAUCGACGGCGAUGGUUCUAUCACGUCUGACGAGCUGAGGCACGCCAUGACCAAGUUAUUAGGAGAAAAAACCUGUGCCAAGGAAAUUGACGCCGUGGUCAAGGAAGCAGACGGCAACGGAGACGGGACCGUUGACUUUGAGGGUGAGAUAGUGAGCCCCAACAAAAACCCUGACCCCAAAGACUGAAGGUUCUUAUUUAAUACUACAACACUGAGUGAAGUUGGAGUUACAUUAAUAAAUCAAUGAUCCAGGUUAAAAGAGGGAAAGGAUUAGGGCCCGACCGAUUUAUCGGCAAGACGAUUAAAUCGGCCAGUUCUAGCCCGUUUAAAGCUCCUUACACACCGGGGCCGACGUGAAUAUAGAACGUGAAAUUAUGAAAUAUUCUGAGGUGAAUUUUGACGCGCCUGACUAAACACAUCAAGCCCGAUGUGAUUUUGCGACUUUCCGGGGGGGGGGGGGGGGAGACACAACCCCGGGAAAGUACCACCUUUACACUUUAGAUCGACCGUGAUCCGAAAAAAUAAAUGCCACAAUAUCGCAGGACGGGAAAACGUCGCUGAUGUGAACGCUUGUAAUGACAGGAAACGGGUUCGAAAAAAAUAUUGACGUCCAAAAUAAUCGCACGACAAAAAACGGUUCUGUAAUAUGAAGCUAAAGUUAGAGUUAGCCAUCUGCUAUUAGCCUUGCUACACUGUUAGCCGUGUCAGUAACGGUCGAAUAAACAACAGAACACAUUAGUGAUGGAGCGACUUCUCUGACUGAGGCAGCUGAUCAGAUUCAUGAUCAUGAUAAAUUUGAUUCAUUGAUUCAUGAUAAAUACGUGGAAUAUUACUGAAGUUAAUGUUACUGAGAAGUGUUUGAAAGGCUCAAAAGCAGCCAUUUGUUUUAAAAAAAUUAACAAAUAUAUUGAUAUAUUACUUAAAUUAACAAAAUUUUAAAACUUCAUAAAAAAUGUAAAAAAUCGGCCGAUUAAUCAAAUCAGAUUUUUUCCCUCUUAUAACCGAUAUUGGCAUCGGCCCCAAAAAGUCCAUAUCGGUCGGGCCCUAGAGAGGAUCAAUAAGAUAAGAUUAAAAAAUACUGAAAUCAGCUGAUUGUUUUUGGUGUCUUUUUAAAAUACUGAAGGUUUUUAAUUUUCAUCAUAAUUCAGAGACAAAGGAGUGAAUGUCGUUUUAACUCUGAAGAACUAAUCCUGAUUUUCUCCAUUCUCUUCUCAGAGUUUGUGAAAAUGAUGUCGCAGAAAUGA